CAGGAAGCGGAAGUGUUGUGAGGCAUUGGAGAGGAAGGGGGGAAGCGUCUCUUGAGCUGCUCGGAUUAGAAGAGUCUCAAUGAGGAAAGUUCCACUGUCCUUAGAAGUGCCGUACCCUAUAAUCUGCAAAUACAAUCAAAAUGGGGCCUAGGCGGAAAAACAUGAAAGUGUAUUCCACUAGCCGGGAGAGUCCUGUAUGCAUCAAAGCUGCUGAGCUGAAAGACUAUAUGAACCAGCUUUCACAUGAAGUGCUUUGCCAUAUCUUUAGGUAUCUUCCCUUGCAGGAUAUCAUGUGCAUGGAAUGCCUCUCCCGGAAGUUAAAGGAAGCUGUCAUCUUGUAUCUAAGAGUAGUAAAAGUUGUGGAUCUCUGCGCAGGUCGCUGGUGGGAGUACAUGCCCACUGGAUUCACAGAUUCCAGCUUCCUAACCUUGCUGAAGAAAAUGCCAGACAUUGAGCAGCUAUAUGGCCUUCAUCCUAGGCACCUUGACAGACGUAGGGUUCGGGGUUAUGAAGCCUUCAGCAUUCCUGGGGUACUAGAAGCUUUGCAGGCUUGCCCAAAUCUCUUGGGUGUUGAGACUUCCCAUUUGGAACUAGUAGAAGCCAUUUGGACAUACAUGCCCCAGGUUCACAUCCUAGGGAAGUUUCGUAAUCGUAAUGGUGCCUUCCCAAUUCCACCUGAAAAUAAAUUGAAAAUACCAAUUGGAGCUAAAAUCCAGACUUUGCACUUAGUAGGAGUUAAUGUCCCUGACAUUCCUUGUAUUCCAAUGCUGAGGCAUCUAUACCUGAAAUGGGUGAGGCUCACCAAACCGCAACCUUUUAAGGAUUUCCUUUGCAACAGCUUACGCACUUUUGUCAUGAGAAAUUGUGCAGGACCCACAAACUCAUUGAAGUAUGUUCCCCUAGUCACUGGCUUAGCUUCUGCUCGAAACCUGGAACAUUUAGAAUUGGUUCGAGUUCCUUUUCUUGGAGGUCUUAUUCAGCAUGUUGUAGAAGACAGCUGGAGAUCUGGGGGCUUCAGAAAUUUGCACACUAUAGUUCUAGGCGCUUGCAAGAAUGCUUUGGAAGUUGAUCUUGGCUACCUCAUCAUAACUGCUGCACGAAGGUUGCAUGAAGUACGAAUUCAGCCAUCCCUAACCAAAGAUGGAGUAUUCUCUGCUCUAAAAAUGGCCGAAUUGGAAUUUCCCCAGUUUGAAACACUACAUCUUGGAUAUGUUGAUGAGUUUUUGUUACAGUGUAAGAUGAUCAAUGCAGAUCUGGUGAAAUAUGGACUAGCUGAUGUGGUUGAAAAUCCAGGCAUUAUCACAGACAUAGGAAUGAAAGCAGUAAAUGAAGUAUUCUCUUCGAUUAAAUAUCUUGUCAUAUACAACUGCCCUCAUUUACAUAAUCCAAGUAGCUGGAUCACAGAUCAUUCAAGAUGGACUCGGCUUUUUGAUCUCACACUGGUGAGAUGCCAUGCAAUAAAACUAGACUCUUUUAGUCAGUUUAUUGAAUUACUACCAAGCCUGGAGUUUAUCUCUCUGGACCAGAUGUUUCGGGAACCACCCAAGGGUUGUGCUCGUGUAGGUCUGAGUGCAGGUACAGGAAUUGGAGUUUCCUCUGCUUUGGUGAGCAACCAGAACUCCAACAAUGAAAAUGAUAACAAUAAUAAUCACCAGAACAAUAAUGCCAAUAUUCACCAUAAUAACCACCAGCAACCAAAUGAUCAAAAUGAAGAGAAUGAAUUGCGACAGGAGGAACAGAUGGAGGAACAGCAGAAUGCAGCAGAUGCACUGAAUGAGAUAGAGGAGGUGGCACAGGAAGAUGGAGUGGCUUUGGUAGAGAGCCACAGUGAAGCGAUUGCAACUAAUCAAGCACUUCUUCCUAUGGAAAUUGAUGAAGAGCAAGCAGGACCUAGUGGUCUUCAGCCUAGUGUAAACCUAGCACCAAUUACAGUCCAUGAUUCAGACAGUGAAGAGGAAGAUGAAAACAUGGCAAGCUCAAGAUCCUGUAUCACAAAAAGCAUUGCACAAAGUUACUCAGAUGGAGAGGAAAGAGUUAGAGAUCCAGUGGAAAUCCAGGAGCCCUUAGCAGUGAGUGGUAAAGGCAAAGCUCCACUACGGAAAAGAUGUAGUGCCAGUCGGGUGAAACUUUUUCUUUCUGAGGAGAGCAGCUGUGAAAAGGGCUGUCAAGUCACCAGUGAGCAGAUUAAAGCAGAUAUGAAAGCAGCCAGUGAUGUGACCACAGAAAAAAAUAAAAACAAAGAUUGUAACUCAAGCUGUAGUGGGGACACUGGACCUCCAGGAAGCUCGUCCUCUGCUGCUUCUCAAAGCCUGGAAGAUGUCAGGAAAGUAGAUAGCUCUACUGAAUCCCUUUCUGUAGCUGCAGAGGAUUCUGAAAAGUGUCUCUGUAGGAAUGAAGAUUCCAGUGAACGGGAUGAUGAAGAUAAUUCUUUAUGCUCCAGGUGUUCCUGCUAUGUGCCUCAGAGCCAGCAAAAGAGAACUAAUGGUGCUUCUGAUGAUGAAUGUCCAUCUACCAGUGGAGCCUCUGGUACAAAUGGGCCAUCUGUGGGAGGAGCAGAACUUUCUCUGAGAACAUUAGCAAACUCUGAUUCCUCAGGGGAAGCCAGCAAUGAGAGGACUAAUGAGGGUGUCUGUGGGACUGCUAAUGAGGAGGGCAGUAGUGUACAACAAGCACCGUUUGAAGUGGAAUACAAUGAAGAUUAUCCUCGUAGGCCUUUAACAAGAGCCAGAAGUAAACUUUCCCAUGUGCCGUUGGUGUCUCAGCCAGAAGCAGCCAAACCAAAAUCUCGGAAUUCAGUGAAGAGAAAACGGACAGCUGACAAAUCCACAAGCACCAGUGAUCCUGUGAUUGAGGAUGACCACAUCCAGGUUUUGACACUAAAAUCAAAAAACCUUGUUGGAAUCACCUUGACUAACUGCGGCAUAACAGACCUGGUGCUGAAAGACUGCCCUAAAAUGAUGUUCAUUCACGCCACUAGGUGUCGUGUUCUUAAGCACUUAAAAGUAGAGAAUGCACCUAUUGUCAAUCGCUUUGAUUAUGCUCAGUGCAAGAAAUUAAAUAUGGAUCAGGUCCUAGAUCAGAUACUCAGGAUGCCUCCAGAAAGAAACCGGAUUAUUUACCUUCGUCCAAUGCAACAGGUUGACACUCUGACUCUUGAGCAAAAAAUAUUUAGUGGUCCUUAUCCAUAUCAUAUCUGUGUCAUUCAUGAAUUCAGUAAUCCUCCAAAUGUUCGCAAUAAAGUCCGGAUUCGCAGCUGGAUGGACACAAUAGCAAAUAUCAAUCAAGAGCUUAUUAAAUAUGAAUUCUUUCCUGAAGCCACACGAACAGAAGACGAUCUAAAAAAAUAUACAAGAUAUCCUUGGGGAAGAGAUAUUUACACUCUAGAAGGUGUUGUGGAUGGAGCUCCCUAUUCAAUGAUAACCGACUUUCCAUGGUUGAGGUCCCUGAGGACAGCUGAUCCUAAUGGCUAUGCAAGAUAUGAUUUUGAAGAUGAUGAAAGGACUACUAUUUAUGCUCCCCGGAGAAAAGGACAACUGUCAGCAGAUAUCUGCAUGGAAACGAUAGGUGAAGAGAUCUCUGAACUCCGUCAGAUGAAGAAAGGGGUAUUCCAGAGGGUAGUUGCUAUCUUCAUCCAUUACUGUGAUGUUAAUGGAGAGCCAGUAGAGGACGAUUACAUCUGAAUGCAUCCAGCUGCAAGCUCUCUCGGGCUUUCCUGUGUUUUGACUGGUAUUGCCAGCACAGAAACCAGAUGGAUUUCACCCACUGCUAUAGUGCACUGAGAAAUCUUUGAAUGUGUGCGGUUCACCAUUACCCAUCUAUUGGAACACUAGUAAAUGUAUCAGGAGAAGUUGCAGUGAAUGCUGAGGACCCUACAUAAAAAAAAAUCCUCAUGAAGUUGACUUUAUUUCAUAUGUUUAUAUUAUGAGAUUUAAUUCAAAUUUUAUUUUAAUGAAGGCAAUUAAUUACGGCAAGGUAAAACAUUUGAAUUUCUUAACUCAUAUAAUUCAUAGCAGUAUAUAUUUUCUUUUGGUUUGCCAGAAGCAAAACUCUACAUAUGCUGUGUUCAGGAGCCACAAGAGUCUUUUAAUCUGUGCCUUCCCCCCUUGCCUCCCUUACGCAUCUAAGAGUCCAUUCUGAGUAAAUCUGUUGAACAGCCUUUGAGUCUUGUGCAUUUUUCAAGGGGAAGCAAAAUUGGAAGACCUUAAACCAGUGACAAAUGGCAGAAGUGGAAAGAGCAGCCAUGCAAAUGAUAUGCAGAAAGCUAUCCCAGAAACCAAAUUAAAAUCAGCUUGAGUGUUCAAAUGAAAGCACAAGUGGGAUAGAAGGUUCAAGGCAAAUAGAAGCAAUAAACUAAUAAAUGAAUUUCAUCUGUUGCAGUUUUCUUCUUCAUUACAUAUUACUUUCAGGAAAGAUGCAAGUACAUUCUUUAAAAAAAAAACUAGUCCACUUACAUAGUUUUCUAUGUAUGGCUGCUCCUGUUACUUUUGCCUGAAUUCUGUGAUGCUACUUUUUAUAUCUAUUUGAUUGGAUUUGCCCAAAACAUGUUUCAUGAAUUCAUUUGGUUUCAUUAUUCUUUUCAACAUCUUGAGACUGAAUAGUCUCAAAAAAUAAUAUCUUGUGUAAUAACUUGUAUGCUUAUAACUAGUAUCAUAGAAGU
This is a messenger RNA of Thamnophis elegans (Western terrestrial garter snake), 4657 nucleotides long. RefSeq names its product F-box protein 38 (gene FBXO38). Gene Ontology annotation, biological process: SCF-dependent proteasomal ubiquitin-dependent protein catabolic process; protein K48-linked ubiquitination. Gene Ontology annotation, cellular component: nucleus; cytoplasm. Bases 141 to 3680 code for a protein of 1179 amino acids. The record is from RefSeq and is a predicted model, not a curated record. Lineage: Eukaryota; Metazoa; Chordata; Lepidosauria; Squamata; Natricidae. Gene Ontology annotation, molecular function: protein binding. The transcript has 22 exons.